Molecule: messenger RNA, 847 nt
Organism: Ipomoea nil (Japanese morning glory)
Lineage: Eukaryota; Viridiplantae; Streptophyta; Magnoliopsida; Solanales; Convolvulaceae
Product: 39S ribosomal protein L47, mitochondrial
Exons: 4
Coding region: 157-591 (144 amino acids)
Biological process (GO): mitochondrial translation
Cellular component (GO): mitochondrial ribosome; mitochondrial large ribosomal subunit
Molecular function (GO): structural constituent of ribosome
Source: RefSeq, a predicted model, not a curated record
AUAAACCAAAAGGGACAUCAUAAGCUCGCUCUGAAAAGGUUUCCACAAUUCCUUCGCCAAAAUCCCACUGGGCGCAACUCAAACUACAUCUCCGGCGACUCUCCAUACUGCAGCUGAGUUUUUCUUUCUCCGGUGCCUUGCUAUCUAUUCGCGACUAUGCUUGCGGCUAGACUUUUCGGGAGGGCUCUCUUGGCUGCGGCGAAAUCCGAGUCUUCAGGGGCUGCAGCUGCUUCCGGUACUGCAGUGAGGGAAGCAGUUCAGAACCCUCUCGAGCAGUUCUUUGAGGUUGAUAGAAGUGUAGAUGAUGAAAAGCCUGUUGUAUAUGGUCGGAGCUGGAAGGCAUCUGAGCUGCGUCUCAAGUCUUGGGAUGAUCUUAACAAGCUAUGGUAUGUACUUCUCAAGGAGAAGAAUAUGUUGAUGACUCAACGGCAGAUGCUUUAUGCUCAGAACUUGAGAUUUCCAAAUCCAGAACGUAUUUCUAAGGUAAGGAAGUCUAUGUGCCGAAUCAAGCAUGUGCUGACAGAGAGAGCAAUUGAUGAGCCUGAUCCGAGGAGGUCUUCUGAGAUGAAAAGAAUGAUAAAUGGCCUAUAAAAAGCAUCAGCCAUUGUUAAACUAUAGCUGUCCCUGGCUCCAAUGGCUACAACCAUGGAUAAAAGUUCACAGUUUUAACAUUCAGUUUCUGAAAAUUUGUGUUGCUAAGUUUUGUUAGAUCUCUGGACAUACUUUAGACACACUAUCUGCUAAUUAUUGUAUCAAAAAUAGGAGAAGAUUCUAAAUAACUUGAGCUGUUUCUCUCGUAUGUGAUGCAUCACUUAUCUUAAUCAUGGAAAAUUAUUUGUUUGCUUUA